AUGAAGGAGGCAGAGAUCAUGGAUCCGGGAAUGGAGAACAUGGUGGGCAAAGAGGAGAGCCCACCCAGCUACGCCCAUACCGAGAAGAAGCCGACCGAUCUUCCUGACCCCGAGGGCCGUGAAGCAGGCAACUUGAGUGCGAUCUUUGAAAACCCUCUGGCUGGAAUUCCUCGCGCGCAGCUUUUUGCUGAUGUCGAAGAGUUCUGUACCAAGUUUGGUCUGAUGGACGAUGUUGAGAUCUUCAAGAAGGGUGCUCUAAUCUCGCAGGAUCCUGCCUCUGCAACGAGUCUUCCCGAGUUGACUGAGGAUGAACGGGAGGCUGUGAUGCGCGAGCAUACCCAUCGAUGGUCACAGCCCUGGCAGUUGUAUUUUUUGGCGGCAAUGUGCUCUCUUGCCGCCGCCGUCCAGGGCAUGGAUGAAACCGUCAACAACGGGGCCCAGGCUAUUUAUCUAAAACAACUCAAUAUCACCUCGGACAACAUCAUUGGCCUUGUUGUCGGUGCGCCAUACUUGUGCUGUGCCUUAAUCGGCUGCUGGCUGACCGAGCCUUUGAACCGAUACUUUGCCCGCCGCGGCACAAUUUUCAUUUCCUGUUUUAUUGCAGCAGUUGCCUCGGUGUGGGAAGGUGUUUGCAACUCAUGGGUCAACCUCUUCAUCGCGCGCUUCGUGCUCGGACUAGGAAUUGGAACCAAAUCCUCCACAGUCCCCGUAUAUGCCGCCGAAUGCUCUCCUGCACCAAUCCGGGGUGCCCUCGUGAUGAUGUGGCAGACAUGGACCGCCUUUGGUAUUAUGCUGGGCAACAUCAUGGGAGUGGCCUUCAUGGACCUGCCCCCGAACCUGAGCUGGCGCCUCAUGCUGGGCUCUACCGUCGUCCUCCCUCUGGUCGUCUGUGCACAGGUGUAUAUCUGUCCCGAGUCUCCACGAUGGCUGAUCCAGCACAAUAAGAUCAAAAAGGCCUAUACCAACUUCAAGAUCCUGCGGCCUACCGAGCUCCAAGCUGCCAGAGACCUGUACUACGCCUACGUGGGCGUGGAACUGGAGCGCAAGGUCAACACCGGCAAGAACUUCUUCACCAUGCUCCUCGAACUCUUUACAGUUCCUCGCAACCGUCGUGCUACUCUGGCAACCUGGAUCGUAAUGUUCAUGCAGCAGUUCUGUGGCGUGAAUGUCAUUGCAUAUUACUCAACCACCAUCUUCGAGCAGUCCGGAUACGGGCUGAAGAAUGCACUUUUGGCCUCGAUGGGAACAGGUAUUCUCAACUGGGUGUUCGCACUGCCUGCAUUUUUCACAAUCGACACCUGGGGGCGGCGCAACCUGUUACUGUCGACGUUCCCGCUACUGUCCCUCACGCUGUUCUGGGCCGGCUUCUCCUUCUGGAUAGACGAUACCAAAAAGCGAGUCGCCAUGGUCACCACGGGCAUGUAUUUGUUCGAGGUGUUCUACUCACCUGGUGAAGGCCCCGUCCCCUUUACAUACUCCGCCGAAGCCUUUCCACUGCACGUGCGGGAGGUCGGCAUGUCCUGGGCUACUGCGACAUGCUGGUGCUUUAAUUUCCUCUUGUCGUUUACUUGGACCCACCUCGUCCGUGCGUUUAAGCCGCAGGGUGCUUUUAGUUGGUAUGCAGCUUGGUGUCUGAUGGGUUGGAUUAUGGUACUUUUGUUCGUGCCGGAGACGAAAGCCCUGACUCUGGAGGAACUCGACCAAGUCUUUUCCGUGUCCACACGGAAGCAUGCUGCGUAUCAGAUCAGAAACGCCAUCUGGCACUUCCGCGUCUGGAUUCUUCGCCAGAAACUGGAGCCUCUUCCAAACUUUUACAAAGGCGCAGAACGUCUUGCUGAAGUUGGCGAUGCAGCGGAGAAGUAG
Penicillium alfredii is the source of this 1863-nucleotide messenger RNA. Its product is annotated as sugar porter family MFS transporter. Gene Ontology annotation, biological process: transmembrane transport. The record is from RefSeq and is a predicted model, not a curated record. The transcript is spliced from 4 exons. Lineage: Eukaryota; Fungi; Ascomycota; Eurotiomycetes; Eurotiales; Aspergillaceae. Gene Ontology annotation, cellular component: membrane. Gene Ontology annotation, molecular function: myo-inositol:proton symporter activity. The coding region runs from base 1 to 1863 and encodes 620 amino acids.